ACUUGAUUCCCUUCUUCCUUUCGCUUCCAACUCUACAUCACAUACCCACGAUACCCGUCAUGUUCUCUGCCACGAAACUCAUUUCUCUCCUCAUCCUGGCUGUCUCUGCCAACGCCCAAAGCUCCGUGACGACGUCAGCGUCCAGCUCCGCCGUUCCCAGCUCCCUCGGCAUAACACCCUGCAUUCUCGCAUGCGUGGGGCCAGCUGCGACCGCGAACGGAUGUGCUUUCACUGACGCCGCGUGCGUCUGCGGCUCAGCUCAAUUCCAGGCUGAUGCCGGCGCGUGUCUUCAAGAGCACUGUUCUGCUGCUGAGGUGAAGGCCGCUCUUGCCCUCCAGCAGAGCCAAUGCGCUCCUCUCUCGAUCAGCCCUAGUGGUCCCUCCGCUACACCCCACAGUGUAUCCUUCACGACUCCUCCCUCCGCAUCUGCUACCAGCACCGCCGCAUCGGCCUCUGGGUCCGCCACUAAGCCCGCCAGCUCUAGCACCAAGGCAUCCAGCUCCGUUGCGUCUGCUGCUGCCUCGACCACCGCCAAGAGCUCCGCUUCUUCCAACCAGGUCGCCUUCGGCCUCAGUGGCGUUCUCGUCUUCGCUGGCAUAGCCCUUGCUCUCUAGUUUUUGAGUAGCUUUUGAAAUGGUGUCGGUCUUGCUUAGGGGAUCUUCCACGCUAGAUUGGAUUUAUACGCUUCUUACAGGAUUGGAUCGGAGUCUUCCAUAAUGUUUCAUUGCUUUCUUUGAUAGAUUCUUUCAGUUAUUACUUUGGCAUGAUGAAAAUUACGCUAGUUGCUUGCGGAGAAAUCGAUGGUCGCACUUUUUGGUUCAA
Laccaria bicolor S238N-H82 is the source of this 822-nucleotide messenger RNA. RefSeq lists its product as uncharacterized. The coding region runs from base 60 to 614 and encodes 184 amino acids. The record is from RefSeq and is a predicted model, not a curated record. NCBI's taxonomy places the organism in Eukaryota, Fungi, Basidiomycota, Agaricomycetes, Agaricales, Hydnangiaceae. The transcript has 3 exons.